Vigna umbellata (rice bean) is the source of this 529-nucleotide messenger RNA. The record is from RefSeq and is a predicted model, not a curated record. Lineage: Eukaryota; Viridiplantae; Streptophyta; Magnoliopsida; Fabales; Fabaceae.
GAAACAUGUCUUUUUAUUGUAGGAAUAUCUUAUUCUGCGAGGGGCUAUUGCAUUAACAUGGUGCUAGAGACUAUGAAAACAUUCUCCUCUGAAGAUUGCUUGACAGAAGAAGCAAUUGUUACAAAGCUUCGUACUUGUCAAUAUCAUCACUUAUUUUUGCAUACAUCUUUAAAGCAGGAUUCUUGUGGAACAUGCAAAUGGGGAGAAUUCGGUGAGGGGGGUCUCCUAUGGGGAGAAUGUAGUUCAAGACAUUUUGAAUGGUUUGAUGGCAACCCUCUCUCUGAUCUCUUGGUCAAGGUAAAGGAGCUUUAUGGCCUUGGUGAUGAGGUUAAUUUUCGGAACACAACUGUAUCCUCGGCACAUAGGGCUCGACCUUUAACUCUUGGAACAUCUACUCAAAUUGGUGCCAUUCAAACGGAAGGAAUACCUUCUUUGUUAAAGGUCUUACUUCCACUUAGUUGCAACGGAUUACCAGUUCUGUGAGUGACGGAUUCCUUUUUCCUUUUGUUGUAUCAUGUUUAAAAUUACU